AUGAUGAAGAAAAACAAUUCCUCCAAGAGGGGGCCUCAGGAUGGAAAUCACCAGUCUGCGCUGCCCGAGAAGGUCGGCUGGGUCCGGAAAUUCUGCGGGAAAGGCAUUUUCAGGGAGAUUUGGAAAAACCGCUACGUGGUGCUGAGAGGGGACCAGCUCUACAUCUCCGAGAAGGAGGUGAAAGAUGAGAAAAAUAUCCAGGAGGUGUUUGACUUGAGUGACUAUGAGAAGUGUGAAGAGCUCCGGAAAUCCAAGAGCAGGAGCAAGAAAAACCAUAGCAAGUUCACGCUUGCCCACUGCAAGCAGCCCGGGAACACGGCACCCAACCUGAUCUUCCUGGCGGUGAGUCCAGAAGAGAAGGAAUCGUGGAUCAACGCCCUCAACUCUGCCAUCACCCGGGCCAAGAACCGCAUCCUGGACGAGGUCACGGUGGAAGAGGACAGCUCUCUCGCCCACCCGACUCGAGACAGGGCGAAGAUCCAGCACUCCCGCCGCCCUCCCACGCGGGGACACCUAAUGGCCGUGGCUUCGACCUCUACCUCAGACGGGAUGCUGACCUUGGACCUGAUCCAGGAGGAAGACCCCUCCCCUGAGGAGCCAACCUCCUGUGCUGAGAGCUUCCGGGUGGACCUGGACAAGUCAGUGGCCCAGCUCGCGGGCAGCCGGCGGAGAGCGGACUCGGACCGAAUCCAGCCCUCGGACCGGGCGAGCGGCCUCCCGCGGCCUUGGGAAAAGCCGAGCAAGGGGGCCACCUACACCCCCCAGGCCCCUAAGAAGCUGACCCCCGCCGAGAAAGGCCGCUGCGCCUCCUUGGAGGAGAUCCUGUCUCAGCGGGACACUGCCCCGGCCUGCGCCCUCCACCCGCGGGCCGAGGAGCCCCCCGCCCGCACCCCCCCGCACCCGGGGCAGCUGUCCCGGAUCCAGGACCUGGUAGCGAGGAAACUGGAGAAGACUCAGGAGCUGCUGGCGGAGGUUCAGGGACUGGGAGACGGGAAGCGAAAGGCCAAGGACCCCCCUCGGUCUCCUCCCGACUCUGAGUCGGAGCAGCUGCUGCUGAAGACCGAGCGGCUGCUGGGAGAGGCGUCUUCGAAUUGGAGCCAGGCCAAGAGGGUGCUGCAGGAGGUCCGGGAGCUGAGGGACCUCUACCGACUGAUGGACCUGCAGACCCCCGACUCCCACCUCCGACAGACGGCCCAGCACAGCCAGUGCCGGAAGAGCCUCAUGUGA
Messenger RNA from Pipistrellus nathusii (Nathusius's pipistrelle), 1227 nucleotides. NCBI's taxonomy places the organism in Eukaryota, Metazoa, Chordata, Mammalia, Chiroptera, Vespertilionidae. The record is from the annotation of a GenBank genome assembly.